AUGAACAAUCCAAAAGCCAGAGUACCCAGGAAUUCCGCUGUCCUGUCGAGAGGGUUCGUUUGCGAGGACAGGAGGCGGCUGCGGACGAUGGCGGAGCAGGAGAACGGGCGCGGCGGCGCGGCGGCGGAGGAGGAGGAGAGGCUGCUGGUGGAGGAUGUGGCGGUGCUUGAUUUCGACAUGCUCUGCGCGACGGUGGCGAUGCAGGCGCACAAGGGGAAAUGGGGGAAAUUGAACGGGGGGAACGGAGAGGAUGAUUUUGCUGCCGGUUAUUAUCAAUACGGCGGCGGGGUGCAUAGAAUGUGGGAGGGAGAGCUAGUUAACGAUUGCUUGGACGAUCGCCGGAUUGCUCUCCAAUCCACCUGCUGUCCAUGCUAUAGAUUUGGCAAGAAUAUGAAACGAGCUGGCCUUGGUUCUUGUUUUCUUCAGGGAUUCAGUCAUCUGAUUCUUUCCAUCAUCGCCCUAUGCAAUCUGCUUGCAUUUGUAAUUACUAGAAGAUGCUACUUUCUGUACUUGGCCAUUUCUUUUGUGCUCUCAGUUGGAAUAUAUCUCGGAUAUCACCGUAUGCAGAUGAGGAAAAAGUUCAAUAUAAAAGGCAGUGAUAGUUCUAUGGACGACUGUAUAUACCAUCUUAUCUGCCCGUGCUGCACUUUGUGUCAGGAAUCAAGGACAUUAGAGAUGAAUAAUGUCCAAGAUGGCACGUGGCACGGGCGAGGGGACACCAUAUGUAUAGGAAGCUUAUCCGAGGAUACUAAACUUUGUUUGGAGUUGAGCCCACCUUUUGUUGUUUCAACAAAGUCUCCAGAAUCGGUGAGCAUGCAGAAAGUCUCGAAAAAUGAUAGCACGAAUUUUACUACGACUCAAGUAAAGCAUUCUUCUCUUUUGGUCCCACCACUCGAUUGA
This is a messenger RNA of Striga hermonthica, 900 nucleotides long. NCBI's taxonomy places the organism in Eukaryota, Viridiplantae, Streptophyta, Magnoliopsida, Lamiales, Orobanchaceae. The record is from the annotation of a GenBank genome assembly.